UUGCAAAUACUUGGCCGAUAUGUGCUCUUAUCAGAACGCGUUAAAAUGCAUGUGGUCACACAUUGCAUAUUGUUGUUAACGUCAGGUGUAAUCUUUUUAGUUUUACUAUUGGGCGAUAGUGACUGUGCUCUAGAAAGGAUUAUUGGUGGUAGGCAAGCCUAUGAGCAAGAAUUUCCUUACCAGUUGAGCUUAAUGCGCAACGGCCACAUUAUGUGUGGUGCCACUUUGGUAAGCCAGGAUAUUGCCCUGACAGCUGCCCACUGCCUCCCAAAACGCGGCCUUUACUCCGUACGAGCAGGCAGCAUCUACAUGGACAAAGGUGGAGUAGUUUCAGACGUGAAAGAAGCCAUUCUGCAUCCAGGUUACGACUCAAAUACCGAGGACUACGACUUGGCUAUACUAAAGCUCUCAAAACACUUACCGUUAUCGGAGGACAUAAGGCCAGUACGACUUCCAGAACAGGACGAAUCGCCACCCAGAGGCGUAAAAGGAUAUGUGACUGGAUGGGGAAGCGUGUCGGCCUUCGAAGACUUCAUCCCGGAAGAGUUGAGGGUUCUGGAAAUUCCUGUUUUGGAGAGAGAAACUUGCGAGGACAUUUACGAUUCUGUUAAUAUCAUAACGAAAAGGAUGUUCUGCGCGGGAUACCGUCAAGGAGGACGCGAUUCGUGUCAGGGUGAUUCUGGAGGUCCUUUUGUGAUAAAUGAAACUCUAUACGGGUUGGUCUCUUGGGGUUUUAACUGUGGAGAGCCAGGUUAUCCUGGUGUAUAUACAAACGUAUCAGCACUUCGAUCAUAUAUUAAAUUAAAUGCUCAUUUGUAAAAAAUUAGUUUAAAUUAUAAUUGGUACUGACAGUUGCCUCCUCGUCGUCCAGACUUAAUUUAUAAUGCUUAGAAUUUGUAAAUAAAAAGUCACAAAACUAUUACUGACAUCUAUAUUUAAGAACACAGAUUUGAAGUUUAAAAUACAAUAUAAAAAUAAACAAUUU
Molecule: messenger RNA, 985 nt
Organism: Anoplophora glabripennis (Asian longhorned beetle)
Lineage: Eukaryota; Metazoa; Arthropoda; Insecta; Coleoptera; Cerambycidae
Product: trypsin-4-like
Exons: 5
Coding region: 46-819 (257 amino acids)
Biological process (GO): proteolysis
Molecular function (GO): serine-type endopeptidase activity
Source: RefSeq, a predicted model, not a curated record